Messenger RNA from Aspergillus candidus, 4431 nucleotides. Its product is annotated as putative ubiquitin conjugating enzyme. The record is from RefSeq and is a predicted model, not a curated record. Gene Ontology annotation, molecular function: NAD+ poly-ADP-ribosyltransferase activity. The transcript is spliced from 5 exons. NCBI's taxonomy places the organism in Eukaryota, Fungi, Ascomycota, Eurotiomycetes, Eurotiales, Aspergillaceae. The coding region runs from base 1 to 4431 and encodes 1476 amino acids.
AUGCACUUCCUCAGCGCCAGCCUCGUCCUCCUCGCUACGGCCGCUCGAUUCGGCCUCGCAGAGCCAGUUCCUCUUCCGCUGGCCCUCCCAGCCGAGGAUGAAACCGCCCACAACCUCACCGCGCGAAGCGACGGAUGGGCCUACUUCUGCGACGACGCAAACUGCAAUACCAACUGCCAAAAAAGGGGGUACUCGCUCAACAACCCGGGUUGUUUUGAGGUGCCCGAAGGGCGUCACAGCAUGUACGCUCAUAAGAGUCACAGUACCUUUCACUACGCGUUGAUUCACUCCCCGAGCGCAAAGUGCCCCUGUGAAAGCAAAAAGGCAUGUCGGAUUCUCGAAUCCUUCAUCAAUCCAUCGAUCACCGGUUCUCCAGGAACAGAGAUUCCCCGCAAAGUGUUACAGAAUGCGAAGGGUCUCGUAAUCUUCACCGCGACAAGAGCCGGGUUCAUGGGAUCCGUGCGAUUCGGAUCGGGGGUGAUGAUCGCGAGACUAGACAACGGAAGCUGGUCGGCACCCUCAGCCAUCGCAACAGCGGGGGUAGGGUUUGGCGGGCUCUUCGGAGUCGAACUGACCGAUUUGGUCUUCAUUCUGAACGACGCCCGCGCCGUCCGCACAUUCUCACAGAUGGGGAGCCUCACCAUAGGCGGGAACAUCUCGGUCGCCACAGGGCCGGUCGGUCGCAGCGCGGAGUUCAGCACCGGCGCCAGCCUCAAGGGCUGUGCAUCCAUGUUUACCUACUGCAAGACCAAGGGCCUGUUGGGUGGUGCCACAGUAGAGGCGGGUAUGAUCUUGGAGCGGAGGGCUGCCAAUCGGAAACUGUAUAACUGCAACAUCACCGCCGACAAAAUUCUUCAAGGAGGGAUUCGACCACCGCCUGAAGUCCAACCGUUGAUGGACGUCUUGUAUUCGGAUGUUUUCUACACAGACCCUCAAAACAAGCCACCCAGAGACCCCCAUAUGCCGCUGUAUGGCUCGAUUGAAGCACCAGGCGCUCCUUCCUUUCCGUCAUCAGAACAACAGGAUCGGGGCCUUUCACCCCAGUCGCCCCAGUCGCCUUUAUCAAACCAACAGCUCCAGUCACCAGCUGCGUCGGAAUUACACGCAUUGAUGGGUUCUAUGCAAUCCAAGAUGGGGAAGCCUUCAUUUCGAGCAGACCUGUUGAAGGCGAGUGUCCCUGGACUGUUUCCCCACCUGACGAACGUCGGCAAGGGCCAAGAUGAUAGCUCCAUAUAUUUCACCUAUACCGCUCCCUCUGAGAAAUAUGGGUUCGAUAUUGAGGUCACGGUGAUCGACAUUGAAGAAUACCCACGAUCGCACACAUACUUUGCUUGUGUGGUUGGCGACGCUGCCCCUUACGCUGUUCUUGAGGCCAUAUUGGACCGACAGCCGUCUUACAACGGGCGGGAGGUGUCGGAUUUCUUGGUUUUCAUCAGUCAGUGCAUCGAGCAUGCCAUCCUGGUUUCGAAAAUGGGGAAUGAUCAUGCGCCACCCGGGUCGCAGAUUCUAAUAGACGAGGAUGAUUCUGAGGACGGUGUAUACGAGACGGAUUCGGAGGGCGGAGAUAUCAUUACUACCAAGGUAGAGCGUGGGUCCGUCAGGAAAGCCCUAAGGCUCGAGCUGCGAGCUGCCAAGGCUGCCGGGUUCAAAGUGGGCUGUCUCGGAGAUGUUGAGGGGGCCGUCAUAAUAAGCAUUGCUUGUCGGGUUUCCAAGCUGGGUAUUUCACCCGAGGCCUUGCACGCGUGGAACGUCCUCGCUUCUGAGUACCUGGUCUUGUUGAUCCGCUACCCGGAGGGGUAUAUGGGGUUUGAGAAAAUGAUGUGCAGCAGUGCAGGUGGUCUUGGACAAGUGCAGUUCCACAUUGGGCUCUGCGAGUUUUACAAACCGAGCCUGCAGGUUGCCCAGGAAGCCUUUCUUGGCCACGAGAUCGGACAAGAUAGCAACUGCAAGCAGCGAAAGCAAAAUGUGGGCCGUUUGCUCAAACCAUUUGUGGCUGGCAAGUCGAUGAAAGACCUCCUCAACUCCCGCUUGGUGGAUAUGAUUAAAUUUCGGCUUGAGUACGGCUACACCUGGACUGGCGUCGAAAAGUUUGUCGACGAUCGUCAGGGAAAGAACCAGAAACUAUCGAAGAAGUCGUAUUUUGCAGCCGACGGUUGGGACGGCUCUGCAUCUCCGCUUCUCUGCGGUGACCAGUGCUCAGGCAAGCCGAAGGUGUCCCAGAUAUCGUUGAUAUUGGUCGCGAUGCAAUACACGCUGCGUCGGUUUGUCAAAUGCCCAGAGUUUUGCUUGACGUGCUACAGCAGGGUCAAUGCUGGAUUUGAAGCUAUCAAGCCAUUCGUCUGCUCCAAGGAACUGUGCAUGUUCCAAUACAUCCAUUUUGACAUGGGGCCCAGCAUCGAGUGGGAGAUUCUUGCACAGCCGUAUGUUGUUGAUCUCCUGAUCAGCUUCUGCUAUUUGAGGGCUGCAGCGGGCAAGCUGUCAGACUUUCCAACCGGGCUUGGCCUCAAAGUGCCCAAGGAGAAACCAACGCAUUAUAACAUAGCAGCGAGCCCAAACGGCAUCCUCGAUCUGACACAUCAGAGACUAACUACGGAUAACAAGAUAGGUGUUAAGCCAGGGGAUUGCUUGGCUCUCGAUCAACACAAUAAAUCCACUCGAACUAUGCACCGCUCGCAUUGUUGUGUCAUUUCCGUGGAUGACACGGGUUUUACAAUUUCAGAGCCGGUGUAUGAAGACACCCAUAGCGGAAAAGCAGGCCUCAAGCUGUCGACCAAGGUCCGAUACGAGCCAUACGACUGCGAUCUGGAUAGCCUGGUCAAGAACAAGAAGCUCGAAGCGAUUCGGGCGCUCAUCAACACAAUUCCCGAUGUCAACUCAAUGAAGUCUUUUAUCUGUUCCAGAGGAGGCAGCGAACGUCCGCUAUCCGAUUGGAAAGAGGCAAUAUCGCCACCUGCGCUGUACGUAUUGAAAUGGAUUGUGGCAUCCAACCUGUCUUGCAUUAUGCUGGACGAAGACACCGAGCACCAAGUUUCGGGCGUGGAUAAGUACCUCCAGUUUCGACUAGCCCAGGGAUCGCCUGACAAGGAAAAGCGGUUUGUGAGAGCCGUCAAAGACAAUACUGUUACGUCGAACCUAAGCCAUCCCACUCUCUUCGCGUGGCACGGAUCACCCGUGGAAAAUUGGCACAGUAUCUUACGCGAGGGCCUUAGAUUCGAUGGGAUUCGUCACGGCCGUGCCUAUGGUAACGGUGUGUAUAUGGCCCAGAAGUUUGAGACAUCGCAGAGCUACUGCACCCAUGAAGUUGCAAUACCCACGGUCCUAGAAGAUAAAACCGGCACGUCUUGGUGCAACAGUGCCCUGGGAAUCCAAAUGGCGGUAUCGUUGAAUGAGGUCGUCAACUCCCCUAAGGCCUUCGUGCACUGUUCGAAAUUCUGCUAUGUGGUUAGCCAACUUGACUGGAUCCAGACCCGCUAUCUCUUCGUUCGAGUGUCCACGUCGCCUCGGAACGAAACCAACAGACAGCCGCCGGCAAUUACCUACAUCCAGGACCCCUUGUAUACCGCGAUCGGCCCAACUGGAGAAGCUAUUUGUGUUCCGAUUUCAGUGACCAGCACGCGUCGCAACACCAACGUUUCCUCAAAAAGGUCCCCCUCGAAUAAAAUAGACAAGAGCCAGAAGCGCAAGAGGCAAGCCAUCAUAGACGAUGGUCACGACAGUGUAACUACCCUGGACGAAGACCGCAGCAUUUUAGCGUCCGACUCCGAGGAUGAAGCUGCCAAGAGGAAAAAGAUGCUCGACGACUCCCUGACCAAGACGGAUUUUCGCCCGGGAACUUUGAAGGAAUCCUCCCUGAGCCUGAUGGCAGCCCCCAAGUACGCGACAUCUACUGCAAACCGCGCCCUCCAACAGCGUCUUCAAGCGACCCUGAAAAGCCAGGACCAAGAACCCCUGCACCUUCGCGGCUGGUACAUCGAUCCCAUCUUGAUUGACAAUGUGUACCAAUGGAUCGCCGAGCUGCACAGUUUCGACCCUUCACUACCGCUCGCAAAGGACAUGAAGGCUCAACGGGUGACGAGCAUUGUGCUGGAGAUCCGCUUCCCACCGCAGUUUCCCAUGUCGCCGCCCUUUGUGCGUGUGGUCCGUCCGCGUUUUGUGAUGUGGAGCGCCGGCGGUGGCGGGCACGUUACCGCGGGUGGCGCCAUGUGCCUUGAGUUGCUCACGGGGUCGGGUUGGCUGGCCGGAUCGUCGAUCGAGAGCAUCCUGAUCCAAGUGCGCAUGGCCUUGACCAACCUGGACCCGGUCCCAGCUCGGCUGGAUAUGCGCUUAGCCAAUGUCGACUAUACCGUGCAGGAGGCGGUGACCGCAUACAAGCGGGUCUGUCUCGCACAUGGGUGGAAGAUCCCCGAUGAUUUGGACAAGGUACAGUGGUAG